CUAAUAAAUGAUUGACACAAUCACCGUGUGCACAGAAGAAGUUCAGUAAUCGGAAAAGCGGUCAUUUUAGAAAUAAAUCAAAAUCGAAUAAAUAGAAUUGCCUAAAUCAUUGAUAAGCAGAAGCGAUUUGAGCGACUUGGUCGAUUCCGACAAGCCUCUCGCAGAUUCGCACACAAAUGAUCUGUGUGUCUACAUGAUGCUGUCUAGACAUGAAUUCGAUUCUCAACGCAACUUUCCGUACUCAGGUGGAAAUCUUGCAGUAAACAAUGAAGAAAAUGCUCCACAAAUAUCUAAAAUCGAAGAAGCCAAUGACUCAUUGGCGGCCUCAGGCACAGAAGAAGAAACAAUACAUUGCAAACAUUUAUGAAUCUAUUCAACAUGGAAAGGAUGCGGAGAAAAGGAAUCUGGAGCAGGCCGCUAUGAGUAAAUUGAUCGAAAUGGCCUACAAAAGACAAAGGGUUUCUCAUGGGAGUCAUUCCUCGAAGAGAGUCUUCCGCAGGGUCAAUAAACAAGCUGCUUUGCCUUUUGCUGAACGCACUCUUGCCAAAUGCCUAGAGUUUGAAGAUACUGGGAGGAACUGCUUUAGAAAAGCUCUUCUAGUUCAUCAGUGGCUAUUGGGAGCGAUGUUGCAAGGGGAAAUGAGGAGCCGCACAAUGUAGGAAAGAAUCCUGUGAAUCCUUCAACAAAACAACCAACUGAAUCUGUUUCAUUUGAGCGAAGAAACUCUGCUUCUCUAAUGGACUUGGACGAAGGUGGUAUGCAAGACCACGACUGGCAUGGUCUUGCCGUACCAAUGGAUAACCUCUCAGAUGUCCAUUUUGAUUUCUGGUUUUAAAACUCCAACUAGCAAAUUGUCUAGUUUAAGGUUAGACGCUUGAUAUUUGUUUACAUUUACAGCAUGACCUGCUCCAUUACAUGUUGGAAGAGCAUGAGGUCAUAUUUGUUUUCAAGUCUCGGUACUAGUAUUUCCGGAUAUGUUCAUUUUGGACGAUGUUAAUGUGUUCCAAUUUUCUAUAAUUUUGCCAGAACUAUGAUUUCUUUAAUCUUUUGGUAGGCUUAAAUGAUGCAAUGUUAUAAUUGUUGGAUGCUGUUCAUUCUCGCGCACAAGUGAUCUGUGUGUCUACGUGAUGCUGUCCAGACAUGAAUUCGAUUCUCAACGCAACUUUGCUUACUCAGGUGGAAAUCUUGCAGUAAACAAUAAAGAAAAUGCUCCACAAAUAUCUAAAAUCGAAGAAGCCAAUGACUCAUUGGCGGCCUCAGAGAGAUGGCAGAUCAGACCAAAUCACUAUACAGCUGAUUGUUGUAGGAAUUCUAGAGGCAUGCUUGACGUCAGGGAUGAUCCUAUAUUUCCUGCUGGAGGCGGUGGGUGGGACAAACAAAAGAAAAGGAUGCGAUCUUCUGGAGCAGCAAGUAACAGAAGUAUUACCUUGAAGAAAAUUGUCAAACACGCAGUUCACGUGAAGCUGAGUGCUGAGACUAUGCUGCAGCCUCCUCAAGCUUAAUGUUUUAGGUGUCAUCUCUCAAAUCUGCAAAGGAGAUAUGGGAUGCUUUGGAAGCUUAUCAUGAAGGAUCAAAGGGUCUAAGGAAAGUAAAAUUGGGACAACUCAUGAAGGAACUUGGUGCUUUCGGUUUGCAGAAGGGAGAAUCAAUCAAAGAAGCUCAAGCUAGGUUUCAACUCAUUGUUAAUAACCUAGGGAGACUUGGAAAGAUAAUUCCUCAAUCAGAACUCAACAUGAACAUUCUUGCUUCUGUUCCAUUCGACUUUCAAUCCAAUAGUCAAUCUUUUGGAAUGGGUAUGAGAUCUAUGGCAUCUUCAAGGAAGACUUCUGGUACUCCAAAAACCUGUUCUAUCCCGGUGUUGGACUCCUCUUCAGAUUUUUCAGGUGAGUUGGAUGAGGAUCGUGAGGAAUUAUUAUUUGCUGCAGAUUUUGCUCAGAACGCCAGCUACCGCGCUUGUUCUGAUUCGUUUUGGAAGAAACUGGAGUGUUAUUUUGCGCCUGUUACUUCACAAAAUGAGUCAUAUUUGAAGCACCAGCAGGAUUUAGCUGAUGCAAUCGGUGGGAGUUUAUACCAGAACGCUGAAGGUGAAGAUUAUAAAGCUCCUACUUUGUUGCAAAGACUCAUCUCUGCUAUAAUUGACGACGAUGAAAGCGAAGGGAUGAGCCAGAAUGGAGACAAGAUGGAAUCUCCCAUUCCUUCUCCCGAUUGCAACAGUCAUAUGCUGUCUGUGGAGGACAAUAUACGAGUGCAGCUGCAGAGCAUUGAUUUGUGUCCUAAAAUGGUUAUGUACCUCUGUUGUUAUUUGGUGAUGUACAUAUCAACUAAACUGACUAAUCUAAUUCUUCUCUUACUAUUGCAGCAUCCAGAGGGAGAGGAUGCAAUCGAUAAAGAUAUUCGUGAACUUGAAGAGAAAUUAGUUCAGCAGGCACAGAAGAAGAAACAAUACAUUGCAAAAAUUUAUGAAUCUAUUCAACAUAGGAAGGAUGCAGAGAAAAGGAAUCUGGAGCAGGCCGCUAUGAGUAAAUUGAUCGAAAUGGCCUACAAAAGACAAAGGGUUUCUUAUGGGAGUCAUUCCUCGAAGAGAGUCCUCCGCAGGGUCAAUAAACAAGCUGCUUUGCCUUUUGCUGAACGUACUCUUGCCAGAUGCCUAGAGUUUGAAGAUACUGGGAGGAACUGGUUUGGAAAAGCUGCUUCUAGUUCAUCAGUGGCUAUUGGGAGCGAUGUUGCAAGGGGAAAUGAGGAGCCGCACAAUGUAGGAAAGAAUCCUGUGAAUCCUUCAACAAAACAACCAACUGAAUCUGUUUCAUUUGAGCGAAGAAACUCUGCUUCUCUAAUGGACUUGGACGAAGGUGGUAUGCAAGACCACGACUGGCAUGGUCUUGCCGUACCAAUGGAUAACCUCUCAGAUGUCCAUUUUGAUUUCUGGUUUUAAAACUCCAACUAUCAAAUUGUCUAGUUUAAGGUUAGACGCUUGAUCUUUGUUUACAUUUACAGCAUGACCUGCUCCAUUACAUGUUGGAAGAGCAUGAGGUCAUAUUUCUUUUUCAAGUCUUGGUACUAGUAUUUCCAGAUAUGUUCAUUUUGGACGAUGUAAAUGUUUUCCAAAAUUCUAUGAUUUUGCCAGAACUAUGAUUUCUUUAA
Molecule: messenger RNA, 3141 nt
Organism: Daucus carota subsp. sativus
Lineage: Eukaryota; Viridiplantae; Streptophyta; Magnoliopsida; Apiales; Apiaceae
Exons: 15
Coding region: 1607-2932 (441 amino acids)
Source: RefSeq, a predicted model, not a curated record